GACUUGAUGUCCAGCAAUGUCUGCUUUCUGUAACUCUACUUACUCUAACAGUAAGUAACUGUAUCAGCCUCAACCAGUUACUGAGUCUGAACUGGCCAAGACAAAAUUUGGAUGUUUCAUUGUGAUUUUAUUUUUUCUUCUUCACUCUAUUUGGAAGUUUCCCUAAGAUUCUCAAGAAGAGGAAUUAUUCACCAAGCAGCUGAAGCCACCAUUCCUUGAUCAUAGUAGAAAAACUGGAGAAUCAUAAGCCACAAUAAUCAUUCCCCCCAACAAAUAAAAUACAUGUUACACUCAAAAAAAUUUGACAUAAAAUCUGUACACAAAUAGUCUGUGGAACUCCUUGCUAAAGGAUGUCAUGGAUGCAAAACAUGUACAUGGAUUCAGGUGAACAUGUACCUUGUAGCUAGACCACUGGGAGUUUUUGAAUAGACACAUACUGCUAUGGAAAUCUCCUCAGAUGAAAAGAGUGAGAAUCUAGGAUAGUGCUUGGGAAAACUAUUGGAUAUGCUUGUCCUCUUCCUGCUCUCCCCUGGCUAUCCACACAUGGUCGUGUUGGAGGCAGGGCGCUGUGACAGAUGGUCCCUUUGCCUAAACCAGUGUUGCCAUUCAUGUGUUCCUACAUAUCUCGGUAAUAUUUCAUUCAUUAUGGUCAUAUACUUGCAUAGUUUGCAUUUUCUUAAUGUGUAUAGCAUUGUACAGACAUUUGGGAGAAGAGAUGAAAACCAGACUGCUUAAGACAGGUACUGAGUUUUGUCUCCUUUAAAUUUCCUUGCACUUGGAAUUGCCCAGUAAGCAAGUCAGUGAGCUUCCUUUCUCUACCAUGUCUCUACAGCACGCUCCAUUUUAAUCUGUACACUGGAACCUAUUGCUGCAAAAUCAGGUCCAUUAAGUUAUAAGCAUUUGAGAGGGGCUGAGCUAGUAUAGCCUAUAAUAAAUAAAUCCUAAAUUAUUUGUAUCUGCAAGAAGAAACAAUUGGCCAAAUACUUAAAAUACUUAAAAUGUAUAGCUGGGAGGAAAUAUCCCAUACAGCCCCUCUGUUGUGCACUGUAUAAGAAACAAGGAAAAAUCAUACCGUAUUACAGCAAGACAAAUGUAAUAAUAAAGACAAUAAAUUAAACACAUAGGCACAAGUCAUCAUUACAAGUCCUCCCAGAGACAGGGCUAAAACUGCAUCCAGGUAAGGUGAAGAAGGGCACCUUCCAAACUAAAGGCUCCAGCCAGCCGGGCACCAGUUCUGGGAAUGAGUUCUGGGAACCUUACAUCUGAUAACCUGUGGGAUUAGGGUUCAGUCUCAUGGAAGCACACAUGCAGACAGCACAAAGCCAUUUAGCUUUGCACUGCGUUGGACUCUGGCUUUUAGGUUGCCAGCAACCUCCUCCUGACAGUUACAAGAAGAAAAGCAUAGAGUUGGUUCUGUUUCACUGAGAUUUAUUUUGUUGUCAGCAGAUUACAGAUGAGAAAAAAAAAUAAUCAUUUUACAAUUUCUUCUGAACAGAAGUGACUUCUAAACAGUGUAGAAUAUGAACUCCAAUCUCUCUUCUUACCAGUCAAAGGACUCCCACAGGAAUCCCUUAAAUCUAGUACAAUGGGGCAGAACUAGCUACAGCUGGGAGGGUUUUUGAGUAACGUAGAGGGAACAGAGUUCUGCUGUGGAUAUUCCCUCAGAAAUGGGGAACUGGGUCAUAACCAACUUCUGGGAAGCAAGUAUAGUAGCUUUUAAAACAGCAGGCUAAAAUAACCAAAACACUUUUCAAAGUCUCAGCUCAUCUCAUGCUUUACUUGUGAUGGCUAAUAUUACUAGGACUGCUGAGUGUUGCUGUGUGUGCUUCAACUGCACCACAAGAGACCAAGAGCUGCAGGGUAGUUCAUUCCAUUGGAAAGCCAAGUGAACAUCUCCUUAAUCUACACAAGGUAUUACAUUUCUAUUUCAGGAAACAAUUCCAGGAAGGAACAAUUGCACAGGAAUUUAGUGGAAGCUGGCUCAUGGGAAGUGCUCUGCUUUCCCACUCACAGACACCAGGCUCCAGCAACCCAAACACUCCAUCCCAUCUCUUCUACCUUCAGGCACACACACGUAGAAGCCCUGCUGUCUUUCUCCUCUCACUUCCUGUUCUUCCUCCAUGAGACAUGUUGAUGAUCAUCCCCCUGCUUAUCCCACACCCAUCACACCUAUCCUCCCCAACUGCUCCAUCAUCAGAUAGACUUGAAGCAUCUGAAGCAACAGGGGCAGCCAGAAGACACCUGUAAAAUGUCCCUAGGAAGAAGAACAGCAAGGCAUAUUGCAUCCUGCUCAUUCUUCAAGCACAACCUUCCCUGCCCAAAUGCCUUGAAGGAGAAAGUAAGGGAACUACCUGGCAGAAAGGCAGCCAAAGAUGUGGAAGGAGGGCUUCAGAAUAAGAAGGUUGGUGGUACAAAGGGCCAGUCUUGAGCCAGAGGUUGACAGUACCUCUCCUUGCUGGAAGCCUUGCAUCCCAGGAGGCAUUACAAGCAGCAGAGACUGAGACCCUGCAGGGGAGGAGACACAAGGCUCUGCAGGAAACACUGAGGAGACUUUUGCCAUAGGUACACAAUCAGGCAACCAGUUCUGGCCAGGAAGAUGCCACAACCCUAAAUGUUGUAUUUAUUGCUCUGAGCAGUGCAGAGAAGUCCGGGGAGAUGGAGGUGUGUGCAAAGGCUAAAGCCAGGAUGUGUGGCCACCUGUCACGCUGAUGAAAGCUGAAGCGUAGGAGAUCAAACACCUAUCUAGGAGGACAGUGGCUUGAGGGACAAGUGCAGUGGCAUGAUGGAGCAGACCCACUGUAGCAAACAGGACCCAAUGCAAAGUGAGGAUGUUUGUGAAGGAGCUGCUUGUGCCUCCUGCCCAUAUGUGGCAGCAAAAUGGCAACCUCCACUGUGGUGCUGAGGUCAGCUAAGGAGCUGGCUGAUCACCAGAUCCAAAUCAUAUACAUUUUUCCAUUCUGAAUGACAAAAAGAGUGAGUGGUGUGAGGUGAAACUGCAUAACUGCCCCUCUUGAGAGCACAAACAUGCCUCAUGACAAUGCAUAUUUCCUCACUGGAACACAGGUGCUCUCAGCUCAUACCUCAUUUUCCAGCCAGCAGCCCCAAUUUUAGAUGGCUAUAUUCAGCCCCAAGGCUUCCUUCUACAUCCCUGCCAUUCACCACAUUCAGCUCAGCAGCUAUGGUGUGCUAGGCUUUAUUUGCUGCAAGCCUUCUGCCCCAGUCCCUGAUUUCUCCCACCAUAACCCCUGCCCAAGCCAUCUGUGAUCUGAAUCACCUCAAUCCGGAUUCUUGUCCUUCUCAAUGCUAAAAUUAAUCCACGCACACAGGCCAGAUAGUAAGGCUCCUUCCCACUGCCACCUGCCUGAUGGCUCUAUCCACUGAGCUUCUCAGGGCUUCCUCCUGUAUUUUCUUUCACCUGCCUCUUGUGCUCUUGGAUCUGAGUGCCAAUAUAUGUACCAAUAUAUGUACCACCUGAUGAUUUCCAGACAUGUCUAAAUGUGGAAUUAGUAGGUGGGACUCUGUGAACAGCUUCAUGGCUAGGUGUCCCACGUGUAUCACCCCCCAACACACACCUAACAUGUUGACCCACCACCAACGCUGCUUAUAGGACAGGACAAAUGAUUCUGGAUCUGGCCAGGAGGACUAAAGGAAGGAGAGUUUUGCCCCUCAAAUCACUCGAGGUUUCACAUGUUUCCUCUUGCAGCAGGCAGCUUGCCACUUCUGCACUGCACCUACACAGGCAGCAUCUGUGGGUGAAGGGGAGCUCGGGCAAAACUGGGUCUGGGAGCAGUGUUCAAAGUGCAAGACGUCAAAGUGGUCAGUGAACUCUGACAGUGCUGCGGUACUGGGGGUCGGCACUGGGACAGUCAGUCACCUCUACAGAAGUGUCCAAACAAAACAAACUUUUCUCAGCCCCCACAGACACCCAAGCCACCCUAGCAGUCCAGCUUUCCUGGGCGAGCUUAGCCUGGUCAGGUACCAUGUCACUUAACACAGCCAGGAGAAGAAAGCCUCCCCUGGCUCAAAUGCUAGUGGCUAGGCUCAGCUUGGUUUUUUUACUCAUAUUUAGAUGACGCAGUAUUUGAGUACUACAUGAGGCUCCCAUGGCCCUGAGAACCGAAACAGAAAGCAAGAAGCAGAUGCCGGUGACACAGCAGGGACUGUGUGUCAGAACCCAUCCAGCACGGGACCAGACAGCUGCCACAGACCAACUCAGCUCACUGGGGCAGUACCUCAGCACUUUACAGCAUUGUUUCAGCUCUACACCCAGCCAGAUGGGUAACCCGUAAGUAUCCUCCACUGUGUCCCUCACCUUUUUAAUGCCGCUAACAUUCGGGGAGAUCUGCCAGGAAAAGAAGUGGUGCUGCAGGGUACAAAUGUCUGUGAGGAAGCAGGUCCUUCCCCAGCUGUGGCACACUUUUGGGGCGGUUCAUCUGCAGUGUGAUCUGUGUGCCACUGGCUGGUUUCUGUUUGCCAGCAAUCCUUCUUGUCAGUGGCCUUUCUUAACCUGUGGUUUCCCCACAGCCAAUCCUCUCUGAGCGGGGGAAAGAGGAACUGUCAAUGAUAGGUAAAUGGUUGGACUGGAUGAUCUUCAAGGUCUUUUCCAACCUAGAUGAUUCUGUAAAGAGGUAUCCGGGUGGGGUGUGUGUGUGUGUGUUGUAGCUUGAAGGAAAGGUUCCAACUCCAAAGCUGCCUUCCUUUCUCACUGCUCUUUCCUGGAAUUACUCAGCAGCUGGGGAGAGGGGAUGCAGGAAAGCCAAGUCUUCUGGGGGCUCUUCAGUGCAAGAGAAAAUGCCUAUUCCCUUACCCCUUUGCAUUCAGCCUGUUCACUGCAGUGGGGUCUGGCAGCUCCACAGAGAUCUGUCCCCUGCACAGAGGUACCCAGACAGUCAUCCAGCAGCUCACUGAUCAGAAGGCACAGCCUCAGCCUAGGAAGGUGCUCACCUGCUUAUAAGCCAGCAGAGGGAAGGGCCCUGCAGUCCCAGCAGCACAGAGAGUCCCUGCAAGCCCCAUCUCACACACAGACACCCCAAAGACCUCCUGACCUGUGCACAAGGAGCUGGGAGGUUGAGACACAGAGCUCUCCCAUGGUGAAGUUCAAUGCUUCCAGUGAUGCCUGCUCAGAAACAAGGGGGCUGAAGCCAUGCUUGGGUUCCUCUUGCACCUUUGAGACAGAGCUGCAGACUCUCCCAUCCAAAGGCACAGGCACCUCCUUAGAGGCCGAGGGGCUGCAGAUGUCUGGGAAAAGCCCCAGCUGGACACUGAGUGACAGCUGUUUCCUGUUUAUCUCCUUCUUCUCAGCCAGGCUGCCUCCAAAACACCCCCAGAACCAAGCUGCUGAGCUCACAAAAGCUGUGUCUGCAGUUGUGCUGAUGGCAGGGUACCAGGUCUCAGCUUUCAUUGCCAAAGUGUAUGUCACCUCCUGCCACACGGUCUCUGCCCCAGUUGGCACAGGGCACCCACUUCAGGUGUGUUUCUGUCCCUGUCAUAGUUACACCUGGGGACAGGGAUUUACCUGGUGGGCUGAGCUGGGGAGGCAGCAGGAAGCUGAGGGGCAAAGUUGCUUGCAAUUUAGCAGAGUGAACAGAGAAGGAUCACUGGGAAGAGAAACUAGGUUUUUACAGAUAUGAGCCUCAAAACAGAGGAGAGGGCAGAGAUACCAUGAGAUUUUCCUGAGCUCUCGCACACGCAGAGAUCACAUAGCACAGUGUUGCUGAGGUGGCUCUACUCCGCCUCUGCUAUGUAUUUCCAUGAUCCUUCCUAGGAAUUUAAUUCUCUAUCCCCUCUCUGGUAAACAUAUGUAACUAGGACAAUUUUUAAUUGCUUUUAUAUUUUAUGGAGGUGGGGGUAAAUAAAAGGUAACGUGAGAUGAUUAAACAAAAGCCGGUUUCUACAAGCCUGCCUUCUCUAGGAAACCAGUCUACAGAAAUUCCACAGCAAGGGCUGGUGGGUGGGCAGAACCAGGAGCUGGCUGAGCUGUACCAGUCCCAACUCUUGAGUUCUGACAGAAAUCCUGGGGGAGGUGGUCAGCUAACCAAGCACAGUUUGUUCUCCCUCUGAGGGCUGUGAGGCAGGAUGGCAGGGAGAACAGUGGGCAGGUGUGAGCCCUUGCAGGACAGGGAGAGGAAAAGCAGCAAUGCCUGGCUGCAGAAGGGCAUGUGUACAGACAAAACAAGAGGCAAUACCAGGGUCAAGACAAACACUAGAGAAAUUGCAUGUGCACAAGUUCUCAUUCUGCAGCAUGUUCUGGGCCUGAGCACAGAUAUUUUCCUGGUCAUUUGUUCUUCACUGUAGAUUCAGAACAAUGGGCAUUUUCCACGUGACCUUCCAGUCUUUCCAGAAGCCUGUUGUGAAGACCUCCAAGGGAAGCUACAAGAAGAAGUGAGGUUAUUGACCAAGGGAAGGAGACAGCACGAAGCAGAAGCCUGGAAGAGGGCACUGAAGAUAGUCCACAUUUCUGGGAGAGGAGCAGGGAGUCGGGUUUGCCAGACAGUCUGAGAGAAGAGCGAGGAUGGUAAUCACAGCAGGCAUCCCCAAAGCAGACUUUACCAUGGUAUCAAGAAAGCAUGCAGGCACCAGGAUGGGUUUGCUGCAACAGAGGUACACCGGGCACCUGCUCUAUGUGCUGACCCUACUCAAGUCUGCCGGGACCUUGGCCCUGAUGCUCUAUGCACUGCUGUGGGAAGCUGGGAACCUGGUCGACCUCCCUGGCAAACGCAUUGGCUUUUACAACUUCUGCCUGUGGAAUGAGACAGCUAGGCAGCUACAAUGCCUGGAGUACAAGCACCUGCAGAUGAUGGGCAUCAGCCUACCAGGAAUAGUGAUAGCCAGGGUUUGUGUGUAUGCCUGCCUGGUCUUCAGCAUCUUCUACCCCAUUUUUGUUGCCCACGUGAAAUGCACAGAGGAGACAGAGGGCUGGAAGGUGACCAUCAUCAUACUCAUCAUCAAGAUGAUAAUCCUGUCUGGAGGCCUGGUUAUAUUUCUUUUCCAAACCUCACAGUGGAUUCAGCCCUCUGACUUCACUGGGGGCUUCCUGGCACUGCUUGGGUCUCAGGCUCUACUACUGCUCCAGAUUAUCACUGCCACAAUGUACCUCAGCUGGGCCAAGCACACCUCGUGUCAAACCCCUUUUACUGAAAAGGCCCUGCCCAUUGAGUUUGGCAGUGAAGAAGAUGCAAGAUGCAAGUGCUAAUUGAUAACCCGAUCUAAACCAGUAAUCCCGCUACAGCUUUAGUCACUGGCACAAGUCUGAUCCUUAGUCCAAAGGCCCUCAUCCAGCCAUGCUAUGGCACUGUGUGCAGCACUCCUGCAGCGAGCAGGCAGCAGACACCAACACCCACAGCACGGAAGCUUUCUGGCAACACCAGCAUGUAACGCACCCCUCAGCCUGGGGCAGAGCAGCAAAGCAACAAUAUUUCUGGUCUUGACCCAGAGGACAGUGAAGGGGACAGAUCAGAACUAGCACACAGUGGACACAGCCCUCUGUCCAGAUCUAACCUAAGUAUAGGCAGGCAGAGAUGCUAACAGGCUUCCUUUUUUGGAGUUGCCCAGAGACUCUGCUUCAUCUGCUGGACUAAGCAGGGAUGCCUUUGAGGCAAUUGUGACUUGAGGAGCUGUGGCUUCACACUGCCAUCACUAUAGUGAUGAUCACUACAGUGGUGGCCCUGGAAGUGGAAAUACUCUCUUCAGCAGGAGCCCCUGUACUUCACCUGCUGGAAUGGCAUCUGGAGUGACUCUGCUUUAGUUCAUUGGGGUGAAGUGGCCCACAUCCAACGCCAGCAGCAACAGAGCACCUGGAGGGGCAGCCUAACAACUUGCUGAACACAGCCCUAAUGAGGAGUUUCCACGAGGAAGCAGAGGAUUUUGGUGCAGAGCCCGAGGUUUGUCCCCACUGAUAUUAUGGAGCUAAGCCCAGCACUGCAGAAGCCUUUGAGACUCCAGAACUGGUUCUGUGCAAGGGCAGCUCACCGCAAACCCAACUCAGACCAACACAUACCCCACACAAGGGUGCACUUGGGGAGAUGGGCCAGGGCUGCCAAAGGCCAGGGUGCAGUGCCCCAGCUGGGCAUCGCAGCCAGAGCACUGGAGGGAGUUUCUCUGCUGUAGCAGCACAUAGCACCGCUCCAUGGCAUGUCUGUAACCUCACACAAAGAAGCACUUCCUUUCCUCUCCAUCCCCUUUGAGGACAUGAGGGUCUGUUUACUCUCCUGCUGUAGUCUUGUUGUGGAUGUGGCUGUGGACGCUCAUUUGACCAGUUCUUUAUUUCAGUAAAAGCUUUUGAACCUGCUCCUGUCUCACAUGGUUUGUUCAUCCCCUCCUUUGGAUCGGGAAGAGGACACAUCCUCAUCCUGUCCCAGACCCCCAUGCACACUGCCACAGGGUCAGCCCCCUCAGGAUGGUCCCUGCUCCUUGCCAGUCUGCUCCCACCCAUGUCUUCCUCUUCUAUGGGAGGCCUGCCCGAGCCUGGAGGCAAAUUCAGCAUCAGGUCUAAUGGGGACAGCCCGUCAGGCCCCACUGCAGCUGGCACAGAGAGACAGCAAGGACAAGGGAGCCCCAAGGCUGAACCAUGACUAUCUGGCUCUGCAGAGACAGCAAAGGCCUUUCAGGGCCAGCAACUCCCAGCUCCCCUCCAGUCCCAACACCGACCCAUCAGUAGGACACUCACAGGAACCCAAAUGUCCUCUUUAAUCUGUCCACGUUCUGAGAUGCCAAACAGAAAUGAACAUAACCUAAUCUGGAGCCAAAUCUCACUGAACACACCACGGGAAGUGAGUGCCCCCUUCCUUUUUCCCCAUGGCCUUCAUGGGCCUCCUGCCAGCUCCACAGUCCACCAACACGGCAGAUACACAGCCCACUUCAGGACCAAUUCCCACCAUCCUGAGUGCUGUGGGAGGGGCCACCCUCCUCACCGUCCCCUUUGCUCCUGGGGAACCGCAGAGGAAGCA
Athene cunicularia (burrowing owl) is the source of this 8945-nucleotide messenger RNA. RefSeq names its product transmembrane protein 140 (gene TMEM140). The record is from RefSeq and is a predicted model, not a curated record. NCBI's taxonomy places the organism in Eukaryota, Metazoa, Chordata, Aves, Strigiformes, Strigidae.